AUGGUAUUUUUUGAAGUAUUUCAAGAUAAUCAGUGUUGGAAGGUGAUCAAUGUGUAUGGACCCAUUGCCACACCCGCUAAGAGGGAGCUAUGGCAAGAGUUAUCUAAGAAACUUAGAUCUGACAAGGAUGAGAAGAUUAUUAUUGGGGGGGAUUUUAAUGUGACCCUUAAUUGUUCAAAGAAAAUGGGAAGCUCAAUAGUGAAGAAUCGAAUCCAACAAGAUUUUCAGGAAUUUGUGGAUUCUAGUUAUCUAAGGGAAAUAGUGGCAAAUAACGACAAAUAUACCUGGACCAACAGAAGGCAAGGUUUCACUUGCAUUGCAGAAAAGUUAGACAGAUUUUUCCCCUUCAGUGAUUGGUCAAUGGUUCCAGGCUUGGUGGAGUCUUCAAUUCUUCGUUUUAGUGGAUCGGAUCAUUUCCCAAUCCAAUUGGUCUUUGCUUCGGACCCAUAUUCUGGUGGAUCCCCUUUUAGGUUUGAAAAGAUAUGGAUCAGGGAUCCUUCCCUCUUGGAUUCCUUAACUCAGUGGUGGCAGGAAUGUAGAAUUGGAAAUCACUCCAAGAUGUUUAUUUUCCCCAAGAACCUCUCAUAUAUUAAAGCCAAACUCAAGGAGUGGAUCAGGGUACAUUUUAAGAACAUUUUCACAGAAAUCCAAAGGAUUGAAAAUGAAUUGAGGGCUCUGAAUGAUGUGGUCAUAGCUCAUGGUAUGAGAGAUGAAGAGUUUGGAUUGGAGCAAAAGCUCAAAGCAAAACAAGCAAAAAUCUUGGCUAGAGAGGAACAAUUUUGGAGACAAAAGUCAGGAGAGUUAUGUCUAUAG
This is a messenger RNA of Cryptomeria japonica (Japanese cedar), 813 nucleotides long. RefSeq lists its product as uncharacterized. Bases 1 to 813 code for a protein of 270 amino acids. The record is from RefSeq and is a predicted model, not a curated record. Lineage: Eukaryota; Viridiplantae; Streptophyta; Pinopsida; Cupressales; Cupressaceae. The transcript has a single exon.